AUGGCAGAAUCACUCGACGCUUGGGUCAUUGUUGUUGGUGCAGGUCCCGCAGGACUCCUGCUCACCCAGCUACUCGCUCAAAAAGGAGUGCCGGUCGUCCUCGUCGAGAAAAGCGACAAGUUGGAUGAGCAGCCUCGAGCGACACACUAUGCCGCUCCUGCCAUGGCGGAGUUGUUGCGAGCCGGUGUCGUUGAAGAGAUGGGCCAAGCGGGCUUUCACCCGCACACCAUUUGUUGGCGACUACUUGACGGGACAAAACUGACCGGCCUGGAUCACUCACUGACCGAAGGUGACGAAGACCAAAUGGUAUGCCUUCCGCUGAACAAGCUGGGACAAAUUCUCUACAACAAGGUCAAGCAGCAACCAAAUGCGACGAUCUUGUUCAACCACGAGGUCAUCAAUUCCGCCCAGGAUGAGGACUCGGCCUCUAUCACUGUUUCAACGCCGACCGGCGAGCGAAACCUUCGAGCACGCUACAUUGUGGGUUGUGAUGGCGCAAACAGCAAGAUCCGACGUAUGCUGUUUGGAGACUGGGAGUUUCCAGGUAAGACCUGGGACGUUCAAGUCGUAGCAACCAAUGUGUAUUACGACUUCUACAAGUAUGGAUAUGAGGAUGCCAAUUUCAUCAUCGAUCCGGUACAUUGGUACAUGGCGUCACGAAUCUCGACGGACGGGAUGUGGCGCGUCAGCUAUGGAGAACAGGUUGGCCUUACGAAGGAUGAUCUGCUCGCCAAUCGGGACGAAAAGUUCAGAACCAUGCUUCCGGGGCACCCAGAGCCCGACCAGUACCGUAUCACGAAUUUCAGUCCUUACAAAGUCCACCAGAGGCUAGCUAAAUCGAUGAGAGUGGGCAGAUUUAUUCUGGCAGCAGAUGCUGCUCAUCUGUGCAACCCAUUUGGAGGCCUUGGUCUUACUGGCGGCAUCGUUGAUGUAGGAGGAUUGUUUGAUUGCUUGGUCGGAAUAUACGAAAACAAGGCACAAGACUCUAUCCUGGACAAGUAUGACCAAAUACGUCGCGAGAAGUAUGAGCAGUUCAUCAAUCCGAUUUCGAGUUCGAACAUCGUGCGGAUGCACGACAAAGACCCAAAGACCAUCAUGCAAAGAGACGAAUUCUUCCAAGCUAUUGAUAAGGUCAAAGAUGACCCUGAGGCGAAGAAGGAAUUCCUCAACGGAAUAAACGUGAUCAAGCACGACUUCACCCAGUAUUACAAGGACUCGUCGAAUGUUGGAGAAAAAAAAUCUCCGAAGCCAGAGAAACCAGUGUCAGUUUCAGCUGUAGCAGCGGGGAGCGUACCAGAAUAA
Molecule: messenger RNA, 1302 nt
Organism: Exophiala viscosa
Lineage: Eukaryota; Fungi; Ascomycota; Eurotiomycetes; Chaetothyriales; Herpotrichiellaceae
Exons: 3
Coding region: 1-1302 (433 amino acids)
Molecular function (GO): FAD binding
Source: RefSeq, a predicted model, not a curated record